This is a messenger RNA of Oncorhynchus kisutch (coho salmon), 1619 nucleotides long. RefSeq names its product nuclear migration protein nudC-like. Gene Ontology annotation, biological process: protein folding. The transcript has 9 exons. NCBI's taxonomy places the organism in Eukaryota, Metazoa, Chordata, Actinopteri, Salmoniformes, Salmonidae. The record is from RefSeq and is a predicted model, not a curated record. Gene Ontology annotation, cellular component: cytoplasm. Bases 169 to 1200 code for a protein of 343 amino acids.
ACUUUCCAUUCUCUUAGAAACAAGGCGGUGCUUGUUUCCAGGAAGUAGUACCGCAGCGUGACUUUACAUUGCUCCCUGUUGCUGCUAGCCUGUCCGUUUCAAAUUAUAUUUUCAAACAAGUUUAUAUAUAUAUAUAUAUAAGGAUAUAUAUAUAUAUUAGAACAGAAAAUGGGUGAUGAUGAAAAGUAUGACGGGAUGUUGCUUGUUAUGGCACAACAGCACGAAGGAGGUGUACAAGAGUUAGUAAACACGUUUUUCAGCUUCCUCCGGCGUAAAACAGACUUCUUCACGGGUGGCGAGGCAGGUGCACCAGAGAAGCUGGUGAAGGAGUCGUUUGCCCAACACAGCGGUCUUGCCCUGAAGACCCACAGAGAGAAGGAGAAGAGACAGGAGAAGGAGAAGAGAGAGAAGGCAGAGAGAGCUGCUAAGCUAGCUGAAGAAGAGGAGAAAAAUAAGAUUAAGAAAGCAGACGACGAGCCCAAAAUCAAAGAACUGACAGACGAAGAGGCAGAGAGACUUCAGUCUGAAAUCGACAAGCAAAAGAAACCAGAGGAGAAGAAAGAGGCCACAAACACAAAUGCAGAAAUUCCACCUGAGAAAGCUGAGAAGGAAGGGAGAGAGAAGGGAGAGAAGGAGACUGAUUCCGAUGGAGAAGAAGAUGAGAAAGACAAGGACAAGAUGAAACCUAAUGCAGGCAAUGGAGCUGACCUGGCCAACUAUCGUUGGACACAAUCCCUGUCUGAAGUGGACCUGGUGGUGCCUUUUGAUGUGAAGUUCCGUAUGAAGGGGAAGGAUGUGAUGGUGGACAUCCAGCGUGGUAUGCUGAAGGUGGGUCUGAAGGGCCAUCCUCCUGUGAUCGAUGGACAGCUCUACAACCACGUCAAGGUGGAGGAGAGCUCCUGGCUCAUUGAGGACGGCAAGGUGGUCACCAUUCACCUGGAGAAGAUCAACAAGAUGGAGUGGUGGAAUAAGAUGGUGACCACGGAUCCAGAACUCAAUACAAAGAAGAUCUGUCCAGAGAACUCGAAGCUGUCAGAUCUGGAUGGGGAGACCCGUGGUAUGGUGGAGAAGAUGAUGUACGAUCAGAGACAGAAGUCCAUGGGUCUACCCACCUCCGAAGAGCAGAAGAAACAAGACAUCCUCAAAAAGUUCAUGUCGCAGCACCCAGAGAUGGACUUCUCUAAAGCCAAGUUCAGCUAAGAGACGUCACUGUCGUUCCCCAGCCAACCCUCCAUACCCCUCUGCACUCUUACUCUGCCCAGGAAAACGACGACUAUGAAUCCUCAUCAAAACCAACCUCCGGCGCCGAUCUUACAGUUGAAUUGAAUCUCUCUUCUCUUUAUGUCUUCAUCACCCUUUCUCUCUUUCUUCAUCACCCUUUCUCUCUGUCUUCAUCACCCUUUCUCUCUGUCUUCAUCGCCCUUUUUGUCUUUCCAUUUCUGUAGUCCUAAAGUGAUGGGUUCUUGUUAGUCUCAUUCCUGUGACUGACAGAAACUUGACGACUGUAAUAACUCCCAUCUUUGUUGUGUUGCAUUUGUUACUGUGUUCUGGAUGUUUUAAAUAAAUGUUUGGAGUUUUUUUCUUUUAAAAUAAAUGAAUUCAAACCACAUUCAUUGAAA